AACUGGUUUUAUGUCUGAAAGGGUAUGUCCAAUUAAGGUCCUUCAUAUUGCAGGACAAUCUGGUUACUAUGCAUGAUAUACUAGAUGCUAAGUGGCUUUAUGACAAUAGGCGAGAUGAGACUUACUUGCGUCGUGUUAUUAUGCCUCUCGAAAAGCUGCUGAUCAAACACAAACGGAUUAUGCUUAAAGAUACUGCCGUGUGCGCUAUUUGCUUCGGUGCGAAACUUAUGUUGCCUGGCGUACUCCGUUACGACAACGACAUCAAUGUCAACGAUGAAAUAGUCCUAAUGACUACCAAAGGCGAAGCCGUAGCUCUUGCUGUUGCACUAAUGACUACUGCAACAAUCGCGACGUGUGACCAUGGAUUAGUCGCAAAACUGAAAAGAGUGAUAAUGGAGCGUGAUCUCUAUCCUCGCCAGUGGGGUCGUGGUCCUGUUUCCAUGGAAAGGAAAAAACUCGUUGCCCAAGGUUUACUUAAAAAGUUUUCCAAAUCUGACGGUGUGACGAAUACUUCGAACUCUGUUGGAUUGAAAACCAAGAUGGAAGCAAGUGAAGCUGGGGAGGCUGUAACAAGGCGAAUUAAAGCACCAAAUCCUUCCGACUCAAGCGACGAUGAAAUGGCAAGCAAAAAUUUGAACGAUCACGACGGUCAGGAUACGGGAGCUGAAGAAUCAUCAUCCGACGACAGUGACUGACUCCAUUUUUCAGAGCUUUAAUUAAAUUGUAUAUUUUUCCGC
Molecule: messenger RNA, 737 nt
Organism: Schistosoma rodhaini
Lineage: Eukaryota; Metazoa; Platyhelminthes; Trematoda; Strigeidida; Schistosomatidae
Source: the annotation of a GenBank genome assembly